AUGACAACCCGACGAAUCAUCAGCACCGAGAAGAACUUUCUCGACCAGGACGACAAACCCGAAGAAAAGUCCAACAUUAGCCCUGCGGUCCCGAAGCAUGUCAUCUUCAAGCUUCUGGGUUUCACCUUGGCCAUGAUCAUCGUUCCCAUCGGCUCGUACUUUCUCACAGUCAACACAAUCUUCCAAGGCAACUCCUCAUACGCGGGAGGCAUGGCCGCGCUGCUGGCAAACGUCGUGCUGGUCGCCUACGUCAUCGUGGCCAUGAACGAGGAUGAAUCGGAAGGAAAGGAUGCGGCGAAGAAAGAGAGCAAGAAGGAGCGGUAG
This is a messenger RNA of Drechmeria coniospora, 324 nucleotides long. RefSeq names its product VMA21-like domain-containing protein. The record is from RefSeq and is a predicted model, not a curated record. The coding region runs from base 1 to 324 and encodes 107 amino acids. The transcript is spliced from 3 exons. Gene Ontology annotation, cellular component: endoplasmic reticulum membrane. Gene Ontology annotation, biological process: vacuolar proton-transporting V-type ATPase complex assembly. Lineage: Eukaryota; Fungi; Ascomycota; Sordariomycetes; Hypocreales; Ophiocordycipitaceae.